AUGGAGGUGGCAUUACAAAGUACCAAGCAUAGAAUUAUGGAGAAAAGCAAGGCAGGAGCCAAUGACAGUGCAGAUAAACUGGAGAAGGUGGCACUGGGUGUGACACACGCUGUGAAAGGCUCACCCAAAUACGGCGCACAAAGAGUGUCUAGGGGCAAGAGAGGGCUGUUUGCUCUAAACGACAUCCUGUCCACAGUGACAGGCAGAAGUGCCCUGUUGGACUACAACGGCUACGGCUGUUACUGUGGGUUUGGGGGGUCCGGAACUCCUCUCGAUGAUACGGACAGGUGUUGCCAAGUUCACGACGAGUGCUAUGGCAGAAUUGAGAGUUGUAGCCCCUACACAGUCUUCUACGACUACGUCUGCUGGAGCAAAAACUGUUUCUGUGGGUUUUUCAACACGUACUGUGGCAAUCAAGCCUGCAGGUGUGACCUUGACUUUGCUAACUGCGCGGCUGCCAGUAAUUUCAUACCGGCGUACAAGAAGUACAAUAAAACAAAAUGUUAA
Messenger RNA from Physella acuta, 507 nucleotides. Its product is annotated as basic phospholipase A2 caudoxin-like. The record is from RefSeq and is a predicted model, not a curated record. Gene Ontology annotation, biological process: arachidonate secretion; lipid catabolic process; phospholipid metabolic process. Gene Ontology annotation, molecular function: calcium ion binding; phospholipid binding. Lineage: Eukaryota; Metazoa; Mollusca; Gastropoda; Physidae.